This is a messenger RNA of Dryobates pubescens (Downy woodpecker), 1671 nucleotides long. RefSeq names its product cholinergic receptor nicotinic delta subunit (gene CHRND). Bases 38 to 1597 code for a protein of 519 amino acids. The record is from RefSeq and is a predicted model, not a curated record. The transcript has 12 exons. NCBI's taxonomy places the organism in Eukaryota, Metazoa, Chordata, Aves, Piciformes, Picidae. Gene Ontology annotation, cellular component: postsynaptic membrane; neuron projection; synapse. Gene Ontology annotation, biological process: chemical synaptic transmission; nervous system process; signal transduction. Gene Ontology annotation, molecular function: transmembrane signaling receptor activity; acetylcholine-gated monoatomic cation-selective channel activity.
GAGGCGGCCAGGGCCUGGCAAAGUGAGAGGGCACCUCAUGGGGGAUCUGCUGGGGCGGCUGGCCCUGCUCGGGGCACUGCUGCUGUCGGGUGGGGUCUGUGUGAACCAGGAGGAGCGGCUCAUCCACUACCUCUUUGAGGAGAGAGGCUAUGACAAGGAGGUGCGCCCUGUCGUCUCCACCGACGAGGUCGUGGAUGUCUACUUGGCACUCACUCUCUCCAACCUCAUCUCACUGAAAGAGGUGGAUGAGACGCUCACAACCAACGUGUGGCUCGAGCAUGGCUGGACUGAUUACCGCCUGCAGUGGAACAAGUCUGAGUUUGGGGACAUCGAGGUGCUCCGCCUGCCCCCAGACAUGAUAUGGCUGCCUGAGAUAGUCCUGGAGAACAACAACGAUGGACUUUUUGAGAUCGCCUACUACUGCAACGUCCUCAUCUACAACACCGGCUCUGUCUACUGGCUGCCCCCUGCCAUCUUCCGCAGCACCUGUCCCAUCAACGUCGAAUUCUUCCCCUUCGACUGGCAAAACUGCACCCUCAAAUUCAGCUCUCUGGCUUACAAUGCUCUAGAGAUCAACAUGCACUUAAAGGAAGACAGUGACCCAGAUACAGGCAGGAAUUACCCAGUGGAGUGGAUCAUCAUUGACCCUGAAGGCUUCACAGAGAAUGGGGAAUGGGAAAUCAUCCACCGCCCAGCCCGCAAGAACAUCCACCCUGACAACCCCCCCGAGGGCAGCGAGCACCAGGACAUCACCUUCUACCUCAUUAUCAAGCGCAAGCCACUCUUCUAUGUCAUCAACAUUGUCACACCCUGCAUCCUCAUCGCCUUCAUGGUCAUCCUCGUCUUCUACCUGCCCGCUGACAGUGGUGAGAAGAUGACCCUGGUGAUCUCAGUGCUCCUGGCCCAGUCUGUCUUCCUCCUGCUCAUCUCCCAGCGCCUGCCUGCCACCUCUCUUGCCGUUCCCCUCAUUGGAAAGUACCUGCUUUUCAUCAUGGUGCUGGUGACAGCUGUGGUGAUAAUCUGUGUCGUGGUCCUCAACUUCCAUUUCCGCACCCCCAGCACCCAUAUAAUGUCUGACUGGGUCAAAGAGGUCUUCCUGGAGAGCUUGCCUCGGCUGCUGCACAUGUCACAACCGGCUGAGAGCCCAUCGGGUGUCCCAUGCAUUCGGCGCUGCAGCUCGGCUGGCUACAUCGCCAAGGCAGAGGAGUACUUCAGCGUCAAGUCCCGCAGCGAGCUGAUGUUCGAGAAGCAGUCAGAGCGGCACGGGCUGGCCAGCCGAGUCACCCCUGCCCGUGAGCCGCAGCCCCUCGGCAGACACACGGCAAAGGGGCAGCUCUACGAGCACAUAAAGCCAGUCGUUGAUGGUGCCAAUUUCAUCAUCAAGCACAUGCGGGAGGAAAACAGCUACAACGAGGAGAAGGACAACUGGAACCGUGUGGCCCGGACCCUGGACCGCCUCUGCUUCUUCUUUGUUACCCCCACGCUGGUGCUGGCAACCCUCUGGAUCUUCCUGAUGGGCAUCUACAACCACCCGCCACCACUGCCCUUUGCAGGAGACCCCUACGACUACCAGGAGGAGAACAAGCGCUUUGUCUAGGGCGGUGGGGGGGGUCCCGUGUGCCACCCCCUGCUCACCUGCCUUGAAUUGGGAAAAUAAAGCUGGGUUUCUUG